Molecule: messenger RNA, 893 nt
Organism: Xylaria bambusicola
Lineage: Eukaryota; Fungi; Ascomycota; Sordariomycetes; Xylariales; Xylariaceae
Exons: 1
Coding region: 205-711 (168 amino acids)
Source: RefSeq, a predicted model, not a curated record
GGAUACUAUUGCAUCAGCUGUACGGUUGCAAUGUCGUUCGAUACGGAGACCAAGUGAUCAAGACCAGUGUUCCUAAUAGUAUCAAUGAGUCCGAGGCCGAGGCAAUGAACUUCGUCCGUGAAAACACAACAAUACCAGUUCCACGUGUACAUUCCGUCACACCCACAUCAAUUACGAUGGACUAUAUCGAAGGGAUUCCUCUACAUGAUGCGUGGAAUGACUUAUCUGACACUGAGCGGAAUGAUAUCAUUUCAAUUACGUGAUUAUAUCAAUCAGCUGCGAGCCGUAGAAGGGUCAUAUAUCGGUGGGCUUGGAAGAAAACCCGUUGUCGAUACCCGCCUUUUCGGAGAAGAUGGCGGACCGUUCCGCUGCGAGGCAGAGUGGAAUGAGUUCUUAUUAGAAGUUUUAGUUGGGACAUGCCCCCAGGUCCUCAAGACUAUGAUCAGAAGCCAGCUGCGACAAGACCACAAGAUUAUUUUAACACAUGGCGACCUUCACCCCUCAAAUAUACUUAUUCGAGAUGGAAGAAUUGUAGCCCUCAUAGAUUGGGAGAGAGCUGGCUCCUAUCCUGAGUAUUUGGAACUAAUAAGCGUUCUCCGUGGCGCAUCUUGGAGGGCUGGUUACUAUCAUGCUCUAUUUGAUAUCUUUCCUUGCCGCUAUGAUGCCGAGUAUAUAGUGGAUCAAUUCAUAGGCCGCCUUUCAGGGCGAUGAUUGUGCCCAAGACGGUCUGAUAUUCCAAAAUCCGGUCAUCUCUUCUCGGACGGGAGUGGGCCUCACGGCCCCUGCAGUGCGCACGAGGGAUCAAGUCAAGGCAGCAAUGAGUGCUCUAAGCUCUAUCUCGUAAACGAUUUAGCGGUGAGCUGAAUAUACGUUGCUUGACUCUACCUACGUCU